AUGGAUCCCGCGAUCCAGCGUGCUCUUAACGACAAACUCUAUGAUAAACGCAAAGUCGGCGCUCUCGAGCUAGAGCGCGUCAUUCGCGAGCUCGUCGCAAAAAAUGACUAUGCCAGGAUCGAGGCAGUUCUCGAUCAGCUUUGUAACGAGUUUGCCUAUGCCGUUCAUCAGCCUCAUGCGCGGAACGGCGGGCUGAUAGGACUGGCUGCAGCCGCGAUUGCCCUUGGUUCGGAGCUUCCGAGGUACCUCGAAGUCAUUGUGCCGCCAGUCCUCGCUUGCUUCACCGAUCAGGACGCCCGUGUACGAUACUAUGCCUGCGAGGCCAUGUACAAUAUCGCCAAGGUCGCAAAGGGCGAGAUCUUGAUCUACUUCAACCACAUAUUCGACGCGCUCUGCAAGCUUGGUGCCGACUCAGAACUGUCCGUAAAAAACGGAGCCGAAUUGCUCGACCGCCUGAUCAAGGAUAUCGUUUCGGAGUCCGCGGCUACCUAUGUCUCUGUUUUGGAGCAGCCACCCCCCUAUCAGGAGGACGGCAAGGAUGCGCAGGACUUCGUCGAGCUGCCGACGGCUUUUUCCCUGAAGCGCUUCAUCCCUCUGCUCAGGGACCGGAUCCACGCGCUCAACCCCUUUACGAGGACAUUUCUGGUCGGCUGGAUCAUUCUCUUGGACUCCAUCCCGGACCUGGAGCUCGUCACAUAUCUGCCCGACUUCCUUGGCGGUCUCUUGCGCUUCCUGAGUGACUCCAACCGGGACGUCCACGUCGCCACUCAGGGUUGCUUGGACAAGUUCCUCAACGAGAUCAAACGCAUCGCCCGCAUCAAAAAGGGCAUUGCCGAAAGCAAAAAGUCCAGAGAAGGGAAGCGCAAGCGGGUGGACUCGAUAGAUAGUGGCAGCGUGCGGCCCCAGCUUGAGGAUGGUGAAGAGCUUGAUUCCGAAACCGCCGCCGACGAUGACGAUCUCGAGAGUGAAGAUGAUUGGGUUCCGGGACAGGAUGUCCAGAUCAACUACAAGGCCAUCUUAGAGAUACUGACUGCGACCCUUGAUUCACAACUGGAUGAGGAUGGGUUGUUGGAGUCGCUGCGCUGGAUUGUCGAGUUUUUGGAUAUCUGUCCCGAGGAAGUGCUUCCUUUCACCCCCAAGAUCCUGGCUCAUCUCCUGCCUGCCAUGGCUAGUGGCGUCGAAUCGAUCCGCCAGGCUGCUGGCAGGGUUAACACAUCGCUGAUGGACUAUGUCGUCUCCCUGUCCGAUGAGGCAGACCUGCCGAUGGCACCGACAUCGCGCAUACCGGGCCCGGCCCCGCCAACCGGUGACCGGCAAGAUGGGACUAACAGCGCUCGCGCCUCACUGUCUGGUUCGACGAGAGACCUUGAGGUGCGGAGUCCCACGCCGGCUCAGGGAAGGACCGUCCCGGGGGCUCUUACCCCGGCACUCUCUGCUCCUUCGCCCCAACCAGAUCUUGACUACGCGGCCGCGGUGAACUCGCUGACCCUACUAUUCCUGAAUGACCACGAAGCCACUCGCGUCGCAGCACUGACAUGGUUGAUCAUGUUGCAUCGCAAGGCGCCGAGAAAGGUCCUUGCCUUCAAUGACGGGACUUUCCCCGCGCUGCUCAAGACGCUAUCGGACCCUGCAGAGGCGGUGGUAACAAAGGACCUGCAGCUUCUGUCUCAGAUUUCGAGGAACAGUGAGGACGACUACUUCACAAACUUCAUGGUCAAUUUGCUCCAGCUCUUCUCGACAGAUAGGAAGCUUCUCGAGACGCGCGGAAAUCUCAUCAUCCGCCAGCUCUGCACAAGCCUCAGCGCCGAGCGCAUCUAUCGGACCCUGGCCGACUGCAUUGAGAAGGAAGAGGAUGUUGAAUUCGCGAGCAUCAUGGUUCAGAACCUCAACAACAACCUGAUUACCGCACCAGAGCUUGCUGACCUGCGGAAACGGCUGCGGAACCUCGAGAGCAAGGAUGGCCAAACCUUUUUUGUUGCUCUGUUCCGCUCGUGGUGCUAUAAUGCGGUGGCCACGUUUUCCCUAUGCUUGUUGGCCCAGGCAUACGAGCAGGCCUACAACCUGUUGCAGAUAUUCGCGGAACUAGAAAUGACGGUCAACAUUCUCAUUCAAAUCGACAAGCUUGUGCAGCUCCUCGAGUCGCCUGUCUUCACCUACUUGCGGCUGCAGCUCCUCGAACCUGAGAGAUAUCCGCAUCUAUACAAGUGCUUAUAUGGCCUUUUAAUGCUCCUUCCUCAGUCGUCGGCUUUCGCUGCUCUUAAGAACCGUCUCAACAGCGUCAGCUCGAUUGGCUAUCUGCAUAUUGCGCCUAAACCGAACGCGACGACUCCGAACGCCCCGUCUUUUGACCGUCCCAACCGCCUCAAAGGCAGAGAAGAAGGCAUCAUUCGCUGGGGCGAGCUCCUCGAGAAAUUCCGCACCGUGCAAGAACGUGCCCGCCGCUUGCAACGCAUGGGUGGUGGCGGAGGUGAUUUAGACGACCCUGCCGGCGGGGACCUGCGAAUCGGUGACGGCGGGAUGGAGUCGAAGCCUGGACAGGGCCCGGAUGGCGCGGGCCCGGGUACCAGGACCGGACGAGGGCCGGUUCCUGUUGUCAAGGACAGCCCGGCUACGAAGCCCGAGCCGGUGUCGAAGCCUCGCACGGGACUGGGGAGGCAGUUUGGGCGACUAGGAGGGGCGGUGUCAGGGCGAGGCAAGCGCGCCUAG
Chaetomium strumarium is the source of this 2706-nucleotide messenger RNA. RefSeq names its product vacuolar protein 14 C-terminal Fig4p binding-domain-containing protein. Gene Ontology annotation, cellular component: endosome membrane; PAS complex; fungal-type vacuole membrane. Gene Ontology annotation, biological process: phosphatidylinositol biosynthetic process. NCBI's taxonomy places the organism in Eukaryota, Fungi, Ascomycota, Sordariomycetes, Sordariales, Chaetomiaceae. The transcript is spliced from 8 exons. The coding region runs from base 1 to 2706 and encodes 901 amino acids. The record is from RefSeq and is a predicted model, not a curated record.